Molecule: messenger RNA, 744 nt
Organism: Sphenostylis stenocarpa
Lineage: Eukaryota; Viridiplantae; Streptophyta; Magnoliopsida; Fabales; Fabaceae
Source: the annotation of a GenBank genome assembly
AUGGGUGAGAUCGCAGAGAAGAGGUAUGCCUUGUUGAUGUGCGGUGAGGAUUCGGAGUACUUGCUGAAGAUGCACGGAGGCUGUUACGGGAUCUUUGGGAAAUUGCUGGCGGAGGAGGGGGAGAGAUGGGACCUUUAUAAGGUGGUGCAGGGACACUUUCCAGAGCACCAUGAGUUGUGUCUCUACGAUGGCUUUGUCAUCACUGGAAGCUGCUACGAUGCUCAUGCCAACGAUCCUUGGAUCCUUCAACUCCUCCAGCUCGUCAUCAAAUUGGACUCUAUGCACAAGAAAAUCCUUGGCAUUUGUUUUGGCCACCAGAUAGUUGGGCGAGCAUUGGGAGGAAAGGUGGGUCGGUCUCCCAAGGGUUGGGACAUUGGUGUUAAAGCUAUAAACUUGUCAUCCUCUUUGCCAUUGCCAUUCUUAUCUCUCAACCUCCCAUCAAAGCUUUCAAUAUACAAAUGCCACAGGGAUGAGAUCCUAGAGCUCCCUCCCAAAGCAGAGGUGAUUGCUUCAUCAGAAAUGACUGGAAUUGAGAUGUUUAGCUAUGGAGAUCACAUCUUUGGCAUUCAAGGCCAUCCUGAAUUCACCUAUGACAUCCUCUUGCACUUUAUAGACCGUAUUAUUACCCGAAAUUUGGUCCAGGAAGCUUUUGCUUUGGAUGCAAAGGACAAGGCAGCAUUGCUAGAUCCAGACAGAGAGAUUUUGAAAAGAAUCUGCGUGGAUUUUCUUAAGGGUCGAUUGUGA